UGCAUUACAGCCAAUAUGGGCUGUACAAUGGGAAAGAAGCUGUUGCUGUUAGAUGUUGACUGUGGGGUGGAUGAUGCCCAAGCGAUGAUGAUGGCUCUUGCAGCUCCUGAUGUACACAUCCUGGGUAUAACGUGUACUCACGGAAACACAAACAUUGAAAACGUUUGCAAAAAUGCGCUGCGAGUGUUACAACUUUGCAACAGGAUGGAGAUUCCUGUAUACCGGGGUGCAGGUACCUCGCUCCUUGGAGAACGUCUCCAUGAUCCUUCUUAUCAUGGAAAGGAUGGUCUGGGUGAUGUUCCAGACCCGAAUGCUCCAGGGCUGGAACACAUCCAAGCUGAGCAUGCAGUGAAUGCCAUGAUAAGAAUAGUCAAUAAGCAUGUUGGCCAGGUCUGUCUUGUUGCUGUUGGACCCCUGACCAAUGUGGCCCUGGCUGCAAAAAUGGACCCCACUUUCCCAACAAAACUGAAAUCUUUGUACAUCAUGGGAGGAAACAUGGAAGGUAGGUCUCCUUUACUGAAGCAAAAUACUAGCAGGUCUGACAGCAUCAGGAGAGAGAGAGGAAGAGAGUUGGUGGAAUUCAUGAAGAAUAUAACUGCACUUACUACUCAGUAUGUCAAAGAUGAUCAAGGCAACAAAGAGUUGUAUUUUGGACAGGGGUUUGUGUCCUGUGAUUCCUAUGCAAUGGCUGCUGCAAUUGAUGAGUCUGUUGUCACUGAACAUGCAGUGUAUGGGGUAAGUGUGGAACUGCAUGGAGCAUUGACCAGAGGGAUGAUGGUUCUAGAUACCCUUGAUCUCCUGAAACUAAAGCACAAAGCUGUUGUCUUUCUGAAAUGUGACAUGGAAAAGUUUAAGCAACUGUUGGUUAAUGCUGUGAAAUAGGAUGCUGCAAGCUUUUAAUGGGGAAAGAAAGGAAAAGUGAACAUAUAUUUCAUGUUGUAUUAUUUAGGAAGUAAACUCUAAUGCAGUACAAACUUAGCCAAAUUUAGACAACAUGCUGAUACAUUGCUAAUACCUUUAUCACAGUUACACUGCUUGUGUCUGCCUGGCAUCAACUCAUCUGCUAUGAAAACCUUCAUUCAUGCCUUUACCAUCUCUCAAAGUUGAUUAUUCUAAUGCUCUUCUGCAGGCAUUCCAUCUUUCUCCUUCUGUACAACUGGGGUCAUGCAAAACAAACUCCCAAUGAACCUGAUUAAUCUUUACCUGACCACACACCCACCCUGACAAAGGGCUUUUGCCCUAAAUGUCGAUUUUCCUGCUCCUCGGAUGCUGCCUGACUUGCUGUGCUUUUCCAGCACCACUCUAAUCUAGACUCUGGUUUCUAGCAUCUGCAGUCCUUGUUUUUAUCACCCACCCACCCAUUCAUCCCUAUGCUGCUUACCUACAUUAGCUUCUUAUCCUUGUCUUCAAAUCAUUCCCUAUCUCUACAAUCCUCUGAGAUUCUGUAAUCCUUCCAUUCCAGCCACAUGUAUGCUGCCUUCCAUUGCUCGAUUGUUAGCUGUCUCCUCCCUAAGCUCUGGAAUUACACCCAUACACCACCCUGCCUUUCUUUUCCCUCUAAGAUGCUAUAUAAAUCCUACCAAUGUGACCAAACCUUUGGGCAUCCUACCUAAUAUCUCCUUAUGUCGCUUGGUGUCAAAUUUACUUAACGGUAUUCUAUUAAGUGCCCUGGGAUGCUUUACCAGUUUAAAGGCACUGGUUGCUUUUAUUAAUUAUUACAGCAUUAACCAGCUGAUUAUGCUUUGGCUUUAGAGGUUCGAAUUUCAAGAAAACCAUUUCGCUUUCUUUGUUUUACUAGUUAUCUGAAUUUGAUGCAAGGAUCAAUACAGUUAUGGGAGCUGAAAUAAAAACAGUGCUGGAGAAAGUCAACAGAUCUGGCAGCAUCUGAAUGGAGUUCUUUGGGACUGAAGAAGUAGUCAUACUGGACUCAACAUUAACUCUGUGUCUCUCUUCCUACAUGCUGCUAGGUCUGCUGAGUUUCUCCAGCACUUUCUAUUUUUAUUUUCAUCUCCAGCAUCUGUAAUAUUUUGCCUUUAGUUAUGAAAAUUGAUGUAUUUAAUCUCAUAGAGAGAUAUGUUUGAUUUUUUAAAAAGGGCUUUGCUUUUAUUUAAUUAGAUGUACUAGCAUUGGAUAGUAAUGGAUAAACGCGCUCUUGUAUGUUAUGAAUCAAUAAA
Molecule: messenger RNA, 2174 nt
Organism: Chiloscyllium plagiosum (whitespotted bambooshark)
Lineage: Eukaryota; Metazoa; Chordata; Chondrichthyes; Orectolobiformes; Hemiscylliidae
Source: RefSeq, a predicted model, not a curated record